AUGACCCAUCCACCCGAGGUGGCCGAACAUCAAGAAAUCGCCGAUGAAACCGCCCACUCUCCCAAGGACCUCAGCUCCGAGGCUGCUGCCAGAGGUCAGGGCGUCAGCGGCUACGAAGAGCUCACCCCAUGGCAGACCGUCAUGAAGUUCAAGAUGAACUGCCUCAUCUGCACUGUCAUGACUAUCAGCGCCGGCACGGACGGUUACCAGAUUGGACUCAUUGGCAACAUCAUCGCCAACGCUGGCUUUGUUGCCCAGUUCGGAACUCAACACACAGACGAUGGCAGUGUCGUCCUCGCAUCUUCAGUACUGAGUGUCUGGAACUCGCUCGGAUCCGUCGGUCAGAUCAUCGGUAUGGUCACGCUACCCUUCAUAACCGACAGAUUCGGUAGAAAGAUAUCCAUGUACUGGUAUUGGCUCCUCCUCGCGAUCAGCGUAGCCAUCGAGUGUGUCGCCAAAACAUGGGGCGUCUGGGCUGUCUCCAAGGUCUUUGGAGGCAUCGGCGUCGGCUGUCUGCAGUCCACAAUCCCAGCAUAUAUCUCGGAGGUUGCUCCCGUCAGGGUUCGAGGCAUGUUUCUCAUGGCAUACAGCUUCUGGUGGAUUCUCGGACAGUUUUUCGCCCCUGUCGCCCUCCAGGUCAUGCUCGACAAGGAUCCCACAGACUACCUGACGCCGGUCUAUACCCAAUGGUCCCAGAUUGGCCUCAUGCUCAUCAUCUAUCUCCUGGUCCCAGAAUCUCCAGCCUGGCUUGCCACCAAGGGCAAGGCCGAACAAGCCAAGAAAUCUCUCAGCACCAUCUACCGGGGCGUCGAUGGCUUUGAUGUUGACCACCAGUACAACCUUUUGCUCAUCAACGUCGAGCACGAACGCGAGGUUGCCGCCGAGCAAAACAGAGAGAAGUGGUACGCCAUCUUCAGGGGUAGAGAUGGUCUCAGAACAGUCAUCUCCUGCUGGACUUUGAUGGCGCAGCAGUUUAUCGGCCUCGGCAUCUUCUUUGGUUAUGCGACCUACUUCUUUCAGCAGGCUGGCUUGAAGGAUCCUUUCAAGAUCACAUGCAUCACAUCUGGUAUCAACAUUUUCUUCUCCAUCGUCGUCAUCGCAGUGUCGGAUGUCAUUGGUCGUCGAUGGCUCGCAAAUGCUGGAACAACAAUCUGCUGGGUAUGCUGUGUCGUCGUGGGCAUUCUUGGAGUUGCACCGCAAGUCAAGGCGACAAAUUAUGUCUUUGUGCUCUUUGCCUGCAUCUGGAAUAUUGGUCUAGUCGCUAACGGAGCAACGGGCUGGGGCUUCAUCGGUGAGAUUUCCUCGCAACGUCUACGACCCUACACAGCUGGGUUCGCGGCUGCUUCCACAUGUGUCGUCGGUGUCGUUAUGGGUAUUCUGAUUCCUUAUAUGGUGAAUGCGCACGAGUGGAACUGGGGCCUCAAGACCAGCUGGUUAUUUGCCGGUCUGGGUGCUCCCUUUACUCUUGCCAUGUGGUUCCUCAUCCCCGAGACGGCUGGUCGCUCUGCUGCUGAACUUGAUGAGCUUUUUGAGAGAAAGAUCAAGCCAUGGCGCUUCCACAAGACCGUCACUGCGACUCAACGCAUGGUUGAACUGAACAAAGAGGAGAGGGAGUGA
Messenger RNA from Fusarium vanettenii 77-13-4, 1617 nucleotides. RefSeq lists its product as uncharacterized. Gene Ontology annotation, cellular component: membrane. The transcript has 4 exons. The record is from RefSeq and is a predicted model, not a curated record. Gene Ontology annotation, molecular function: carbohydrate:proton symporter activity. Bases 1 to 1617 code for a protein of 538 amino acids. Gene Ontology annotation, biological process: carbohydrate transport; transmembrane transport. NCBI's taxonomy places the organism in Eukaryota, Fungi, Ascomycota, Sordariomycetes, Hypocreales, Nectriaceae.